ACUAACCAGACUUAUCCUGUUGACUUUGGCGUACAUGAACAGACCCUUAUGGAGAGGCAUCCAACCUCCUGAUUGCAUCAGUAGAAUAAUUGAAACUAUACUGUUUAGAUUAAGAACAUUUUACUUGAGUUUUCACAUAACUGACUUCUCUAGUGUAGGAAAUAAAUACUGGAACUUUUGAAGCUCAGUCAGUUUCACUGAAUUAAUCAAGCCACGUUCUGCUAAGACAGAAUGUCAGAAGUUUUACAAUCCCCAGAUCAUCCAGCCAACAUCAAGUUGUCUGAGAUGUGUGCCAGUAAGGACAAUACAAAGCAAUCCCCAUAUUCAGUGGAAACCCCUUAUGGAUUCCACCUGGACCUGGACUUCCUGAAAUAUGUUGAUGACAUAGAAAAAGGAAAUACCAUCAAGAAGGUUUACAUCCAGAAGAAAACCAAGCAACCAAAAUAUAGCACAUUGCCUAGAAAUUUCAGUAUCACCAAUACUCAAUUCUCCUCAGCUGAUUCUCAUUCUUGUGGAAGGUAUGGGGACAAAUGCAAGAUCACUUCUUCCCAGGCACCUAACAACAGAUGUAAAGGGGCCAGCAUCCAGGAGCUAUUUAAAAGUUCUCUGUGUAACUAUGAAUCAUCACUAUCACAACCUAAACUGUAUGAUUACAGAUCAGGAAAGACUUUAUCUAAUGCCAGGGAAAGUUUUGUGGAGAAUGGACUGACUCCCCACAGCUGGAUAAAACCUCCCCUUCUAAGGACAUCCAGUGCACCAGUUGAUUUCAAGGAGCGGAGUUCUGAAGAACAACAUCAAAGACUUUCCACGUCCCAGCAAAAAUUAGACCCAUCACAAAAUUGUGGCUUCAGUACGCUGGGCAAUGCAAUUAUCCGGGAGAACUACACCAUCACUGAAGUUGCACCACAGUUAAACGUGCCGUCGACUGAGGUCGGUCAGCUACAGCAGCAAGUAAAGCUUGUUCAGGGUAGAAACAGUGAGAUGCAGGAGCAAGUAAAGACCAUUACUGAACUCAAGCAGCAAGUACGUGUGUUACAGGAAGAAAAAGAACAGCUCUGUAUUCAGUUGAAAAUUCAUCAGAAUGCAACGCAGACUUCUGUCCCAGAGAUGAAAUUUGAUAAUAACGGAGACAAAACCAACUACGUCACAGCAGGAAACCAAAGCAGUUCUUCGGUCACACCAGGUGGAUCAGAAACAGUAGGAGGUCGGACAUCACUCCCGAUCAAAAGUAUAGCCUCUGAGUUCCUCAGCUCAGAUGAAAAAUUCCAAAGUGAAAAAGUGACCAACCUUGAUGAUCAAAUUAAACUUGUUUCAAACGUUACUGUAAGUGGAAAUGAAAACGUUGAUUUCAGUACCCGUAAGGAAGCCUUUCAGAACUCCUGCGCUGUAGAAGACAAUGAACACAGAACGAGGGAUGUGGGUAUUCAAGUUACCAGUGGGGAGAUGGGGCUGGUAUUUGUACCACACUCAAGCACAGAGAAGUUUUCCAUUAAAGAACCAGGAACCGUACAGGAAAAUCAGCUUAAAGGUGGAACUCAAGAACCCAAGUUGGCAGAGGAAACUGUAGUCCCCAAGGAUAAUAGAAAUAUUGUCUCCUCAAAUAAUCUGGAAGAUCCAGCUGUACAUUUUGAAAGGAAAUGUACACAAGACCAAACUGAGGUACCCGGUGCAGUUACCCAGCCUACAAAUCAAAGCAAUCGAGGUAUCACUGAACUCAAAUUUGGACUCCUUGAACCAAGUGAAUCAAAACAAAUGUGCAAGCAUGAUAUCGAGCCAGGCCUCCAACCAGUCACCAGGUCAAUACAUCGCGAAGAGUGCAGUGCAAGUGCAGCACACACAAAUCUAAUAGAGACACGCAGUGUAGGGGUCUGUACAGAUCACAUCGCCGUCAGUAAUGCAGAUGUUAUGGCAGUUGUUGAAACAAGUGAGAAAGCGACAGAUGCUGCGGUCCACGUAUGCAGCAAGGCUGUUGAGACUGACCAUGACUUAUCACUGCGCUGCAUGUGUCAUGUCAGCAGCAGCAAGGUGAACAAAGACUGCAGUGCCGUGUGUGACGACAACACUGAGAGUGAUUCUGACGGUCUGAAGAACAUUCAGAGCGGUUCUGCUGCUGGGAGCAAUGCCACGAAGGAUAAUGACAUAGAACGUCCAGUUGCUGUCAAAUGCCAAGGCAGUGGAUGUGAAAAAUAUGAAUCCCAAGAUACUUUCCAUGACUUCCCUCAGCCUGAAUCCCAGAUGAUUUCAACAAAGCCUGAAUUAGCCCAAAGUAUUAAAACAAUCGAGGGUCUUUUAUGCAAACAGCAGUCUUUUUUGGAGCAAAACUACCCUGAAUUGGCACAGAACUUCAAAAAACUUUGUUCGAGUAUAGGGUCCCUCAGCAUUCAGCUGAUAAAUUCUCUUCAGCCAUCGACUCCAUCACUUCCCAUGCUUGAUCAAUCAGAAAGGAACUCUGCUAAAAAGGAGUGUGAACCAGAAAUCAAAACCGUGCAUCAUGCAGAGCCAGUGUCAUCAUCCUCCGAAUCUUUGGACUUCAGGGCUGACCUCCAGCUGGAAAUGUGCAUCAGUGAUACAGCUGCGAUUCCAUCUGCAUCUCUUAAAUCUAUUAUGAAAAAGAACAGUGGAAAUAUCAAAUCAAGUGGUUCUUCAGCCAAAAAAUAUCUUCAGUUUAUUGGGGUAAAUGGCGGUUAUGAAACCACAUCAAGCGAAGAUUCCAACUCAUCAGAAGGAGGGUCAGACAGUGACUUGGAAAAGGAAGGUAUCAAGAAAGGAAAUCAAAUCCACGAUACUGACAAGAAAGCAGAAUUAUCAAAAGAUGCAGAGGGAACGAGAUGUGACGAGGUCCAGCCAUCAGCAAGACAUGCUGCAGUCACUAUUACGCAGCAUUGCACUAAAAGGCAUGAAUCAAAACCAAGCUUAUACUUGGCUUGUCAAAACCUGCAGCAUCACCUCAGCGAGUUGGGAACCACAGAAGACAAAGGCGUGAGGCAGAACUUGAGAACAGUUCAGUGGGAAUGGUUCCAGAUUUCCAGUCAAAAAUCUGCAGCUCCUGACAGAGUUCAAUGCUUUCUCCAGGAACUUCAAGAAAUGUCACCAGAUCUACUUCACUUUAUUGUGAACUUAACAGAUGACAAUCUGAACACUGCUCUGCAUUACAGUAUCUCCCACUCCAACUUCCACAUCGUGAAGCUCCUACUGGACACAGGUGUUUGCAACGUAGACCAUCAGAACAAGGCAGGAUACACUGCCACCAUGCUCACUUCACUGGCUACUGUUAAAACGGAUGAAGAGGUGGCAGUGGUUAUGCAGCUUCUUCAUUUGGGAAAUGUCAAUAUUCAAGCCAGUCAGACAGGGCAGACAGCACUAAUGCUGGCUGUCAGUUACGGAAGGACUGAUAUGGUCAAAGCUCUGCUGAACAAUGGGGCCAAUGUGAAUGUCCAGGACACCGAUGGGUCUACAGCCCUUAUGUGUGCAAGCGAACAUGGACACAUCGAGAUUGUUAAACUCCUUUUGGCUCAGCCCGAAUGUAACUCAGAACUAACGGAUAAAAACGGCAGCACUGCUGUGAACAUUGCUCUGCAAGCUGGUCAGAAGGAUAUCACUGAGCUGUUGAGCAUCCACAGGAAUAGAGACAUCUCUUCCACUCUUUGAUUUGCAUUCACUGCCACUUCCUUAAUUACUUCACAAUCAGGAUAAAAAACAGUAAUGACACUUAUUAACAGCUAGACACUGCUUCCUCACAGCUACAAAUCACUCACUGGAGAAGUCUUUCAGCUCUUCGAAUUAUGCAAGUUAUCCUGGUAUUGAGAAUCACGCCUUAGCUUGUCCUCAGAGAUCACAUAUUCAGAAGUUGUUAAUGCUAUAGAAAGAUACUGUCAAAAAGUGUACCUGACUGACUCUUACAGACACUAAAUCCUGAAGCUGUUUUAUGCAAUAUUUCUGUAACGCUGCUUCACAGAGAAAGGACAUUAAUUCUGGAGUGCAUGUAUGUUACAAGUUAAUGCUGUACCUUUCAGUGCCAUUAUAGUGGAGAACCUUAUAAAGAAAAUUUGCAUAUCAGAUGAUGCAAAUCCCAUUCAUCUCAAUUCUGAUAAAAGUAAUUGAGUACAGCUGUCGCUGUAGGACCAAAAAAAAUCUUUUGCUUUAAGAUUGAUAUACUUGCAAUAUCUUCAGAUUCAUUUCCAUUACAAAACAUGAUAGGAAAAGCAACACACACAAAAUGCUGGAGGAACUCAGCAGGCCAGGCAGCAUCUAUGGAAAAGAGUACAGUCGGCGUUUCAGGCCGAGAGAAGUCCUGCUGAAGGGUCUCGGCCCAAAACAUUGCUUGUACUCUUCUCCAUGGGUGCUGCCUCGCCUGCUGAGUUCCUCCUGCAUUUUGUGUGUGUUGCUUGGAUUUCCAGCAUCUGCAGAUUUUCUCUUGUUUAUGAUAAGAAAAGUGACUGUGGUUGUGAACUUACUGCCAUUAACCUAGAAUAAGCUGGUUUUGACAGUAACUACACUGUUAUGCUAUUUUGGGCUUUGUUGGCUUUGCCUGAGAUUAAUCUUGUUAAUAUUGCAGUAGUGUUAUAAAAUAUGCCCAGAGUCCUGAUGCACUAUUUAACACCAGCUAACACUGAGUCUUAAAUAUAUUACCGUCACUGUUUGUAAUGAUAGUAAGAAAUAAUGAAGUUGUUGAUUACCUUCUGUAGAAUACCCUAAAUUUGCAUGGCUAGAUCUUGAGUCAGCAAUUAGGUGUAGCAACCAUCAUAUUGAUUUUUAACUUUUCAUAAUCUGUUACAUAUUACAAAUGAUGGGAAUGACAUUACUGAUCAAACAACUUCAUUAAAUCAUUAAAUGAUAUUUUCAGCUAUCAAAAGCGAUUGUUUUCAGUCAUAGGAGACCUUAAGUUGGUCAUUAAUUCUCCACAUGUAGGCCUCACUGACAGCUUUGCUCCUUCCCUUUUUGUUUUCCCCUUAUUGACUCAUUCUCUUUCUUUCUCUCAAUAUUUCAAAGCAUUGUUUCGGUACCAUCUUGCUAAAGAAACAUCAAAUCUGUGCUUUGGUCACCUGAUUGGGGGCCAUGUAGACUCUAUUAUCCAUGUUGAUUACGAAUUGUUUAGGAAUCAAAACUUAAUCCAAAUCCUUGGGUCAGGUCUGAUCCAGAUUUCCUGUGUUCAGGUGGGCCGAUUUCUUCAAUCAACCAUCCCUGAUGGAAGUUCGAAAUGGCAAAGCCUAACAAAGAGAACCAAGGCUUUAAUUCCCAGUAAACAGGCCAAUAUUUGUCCUGAAAUAACAUCACAGAAACAGAUUUUCUAAUUGUUACUUGAUGAUCUUUGGCUUUCUAUUUAAUGCAGUUCAUAUCGCCACUUAAUCAAAUCCGAAACAAUGAAGGUACAGCUCAGAUCUUGGAAAUCGUGAAAUAUAAUUAAGGGAGAGUGACUAAAAAUAUUCAGUCCAGGAAUAUAAAAAUACUCAGUUGGAUAUGGUACUGUAGCGGUUUGAACAACACUUUAGAGAGCCAGCUGUAUAUUCAACCGGGGUUCGAUCCUCGCCACUGUCUGUAACGAGUUUGUAAAUUUUCCCCAGGACUGCGUGGGUUCCUCCAGUUUCAUCCCACAUUCCAAACAUGUACGGUUAAGGGUAGUGAACAUGCUAUGCCGGCAGAGGUGUCGUGGCAACACUUGCAGGCUGCCCCGAACAUUCCUUGCUGAUUUAACUUGACACAAGUGAUGCAUUUUAUUGCAUGUUUCGAUGUACAUGUGAUGAAUAAAGCUAAUCCUUAGAUCUUUAAUCUUUAAAGUAUCUAAAUGCAGAUUUGCAUUGCUCCCUUAAUGUAGCCACAAUAUUUCCAUGCAUUUUGAUAAUCGGUUGAUACCAUUCCCCGUCUGAGAGCAAUAGCCUUAUUUUGAGUCUAAAUAAAAUUUCAAGAAUUUUUGAUAACACACACACAAAAUGUUGGAGGAACUCAGCAGUUCAGGUGGCAUUAUGGAAAGGAAUAAAGAUUUGACAUUUCCGGCCAAGACCCUUCAUCAGGAUUGGAAAGGAAGAGGGGAGAAUUCAGAAUAACAAGGUCAGGGGAGGAGAAGUUGUUGUCUAUUUAAUAUUUCAAUUACAUUUGAGUAAUAUUAUAAAAAUCUUAUUUAAGUAAGUUUAAGUAAGCAUUCUUUGUUUAUUGAAAUUGAAAUAUCUUUAUUGUCAUUGCAUAGUACAAUUUGUCAUGCACCAAUACAGCGAAAAUGAGUUUGCAACUCUCAUACUCAAUGCUAUAAAACAACAAAUAAAAUAAAUAAACAAUAAAUAAAAUCAAGUAACCAGCCAGUACAAGCAAUGUCCAGCAGUACAAAAGCACAACUCAGAUCCAUGACAGCCAUAAAACCAGUAUUAAAGUAGCAAUAUAACAAAUUUAUGGAUGAUACUUGAUCGAUUGGUUCAGAGCAAUUAUAGUUCUGGGGGAUAAAGCUAUUUUUCAGUCUGGAAGUGCGGGCAUAGAAAAUCUUAUAACGUCUGCCAGAUGGAAGAAGUUCAAUCAGAUGAUUGCAUGGGUGUGUAUUGUCCUUACAGAUGCUUGUAGCUUUCCUUAAGCAGCGAGAGCUGUAGGUGUCCUCCAGGGCUGGGAGCUGUGUCCCGAUGAUCUUCUGUGCGCUAGAGACGACCCGCUGAAGUGCUUUCCUAUCAGCUGCUGUAGAGUGAUGCAGUAUGUUAAGAUGCUGUCUAUGGUGCAGCGGUAAAAGGUCACCAGCAUCUGUUCAGAUGGACCAAUUUUCUUCAGCGUCCUGAGGAAAAACAAGUGUCGCUGUGCUUUAACUAUCGUUGUGGUGUUAGUGGACCAUGUAAGGUCUUCUGAGAUAUGUAUACCCAGAAACCUGAAACUGGACACUCCCUCCACUAUGUCUCCGUUAAUGUAGACUAGAGCGUACUCGUCAUCCCGUGACUUUUCAAAAUUGAUAAUUAGCUCCUUAGUCUUGUCUGUAUUCAGAGACAGGUUGUCUUCUGAGCACCAGCUCACUAAGUUCUGUACCUCCACUCUGUACACUGAUUCGUCUCUGUUGGAGAUCAACCCGAUCACUUUUGUGUCGUCUGCAAACUUGACGAUGAUAUUGGUGUUAAAUGCAGGUACACAGUCGUAAGUGAAGAAGGAGUAGUAAACAAUUCAUUGUGAGUUCUAUGUAACAGUAAGUGAAUGGCAUCACAUCUUACAUGUGUGCCUAACUUAAAGUAAAAAUGAAACUAAGACCUGU
This is a messenger RNA of Mobula hypostoma (lesser devil ray), 7213 nucleotides long. RefSeq names its product KN motif and ankyrin repeat domain-containing protein 1-like. Gene Ontology annotation, molecular function: protein binding. The coding region runs from base 232 to 3648 and encodes 1138 amino acids. The record is from RefSeq and is a predicted model, not a curated record. Gene Ontology annotation, cellular component: cytoskeleton; cytoplasm. Lineage: Eukaryota; Metazoa; Chordata; Chondrichthyes; Myliobatiformes; Myliobatidae. Gene Ontology annotation, biological process: negative regulation of actin filament polymerization. The transcript is spliced from 11 exons.